Messenger RNA from Priceomyces carsonii, 1791 nucleotides. RefSeq names its product NAPDH-dependent diflavin reductase. The record is from RefSeq and is a predicted model, not a curated record. Gene Ontology annotation, molecular function: FMN binding; flavin adenine dinucleotide binding; NADPH-hemoprotein reductase activity. NCBI's taxonomy places the organism in Eukaryota, Fungi, Ascomycota, Pichiomycetes, Serinales, Debaryomycetaceae. The transcript has a single exon. Gene Ontology annotation, cellular component: cytosol. The coding region runs from base 1 to 1791 and encodes 596 amino acids.
AUGGAGAAUACUAAUGGCAUUAGCAUUCUAUAUGGAUCCGAGACUGGAAAUGCACAUGACUAUGCCCAAUAUUUGAGUCGGCGUCUCAGAUACUUUCUGAUAGAGCCUACUUUGGCUUCUAUGGAUGACUUUCCAUUGAAGAACUUGAUUACAAGUACUAAAUAUUUAAUCGUCAUUUGCUCAACUACAGGUCAGGGAGAGCUACCCCAUAAUUCAAAAAAAUUCAUGAAAUUUCUUCUUAAGAAAAAGUUGCCACAAGACCUUUUGGGUCAUAUCAGAAUAACAUCAUUUGGCAUAGGAGAUAGUUCUUAUCCAAAGUUCAAUUAUGCUAUUAAGAAAAUUCAUGCAAGGCUCAUGCAAUUAGGGUGCCAAGAGUUAAGUGCUAGAUGUGAAGCUGAUGAAUUAUCACCUGAAGGCAUAGACGGAUAUUAUAAAGAAUGGGAAGGGAAGGUUAUUGCAGCUUUACAGCUGCACAUACCUAGAAUGGUCGAGGUUGAUGAUUCAAUUCUGUUACCACCAGAAAAUCCAAUUAUCAUAAGUGAAAACGCCUCAAACGUUGAUACAAUACUGCAACACAAGGCACUAGUACUUUCAAGGAACCAAGAUGGUAUGAAGGUAGGCAAAAUUAAAUUGAACAAGAGGAUUACUCUGAUCGAUCAUUUCCAAGACGUUAGACAUAUCUUGAUCGAAUCUAAUGAUUUAGAUUAUUCACCUGGAGACACAGUCGCUCUCUAUCCCUGUAACGAUGAUACUAGCGUGGAAAUUUUGAUGCGUCUGCAGCCACAUUGGAUUCCUUAUGCUGACAAACCUUUGGAAAUUGGAAAUACAGUUCCCUCAAUUCCUGGUGGCUUUAUUGAAAAACUGAACCUUACCUUGAGGUCGCUUUUCAAGUACCAUUUAGAUAUCCAAUCAAUUCCACGAAGGUCAUUUUUCAUGUUAUUAUGGCAUUUUUGUGAUUCUUCAAGUGAAGAUGGAGCUCGUGAACAAGAAAAGUUGAAAGAAUUUAGCAGAAUCGAAGAAAGCGAAGAGCUUUAUAAUUAUGCAAACCGUCCAAGGCGACUGAUAUUAGAAACAGUGUUAGAAUUUCAACAGAACUUGAAAAUUCCCAUUGAAUAUGUUUUCGACUUGUUUCCCACUAUCAAGCCUCGAUUAUUUCUGAUAGCCUCCAAGCCAAGUCAAAACUUUAUAGAGAUUGUCGUAGCUAUUGUCGAAUAUAAAACAAUUAUUCGCAGAAUUCGGCGGGGUUUGUGCUCUAAAUGGCUUAAACUGCUUAAAGAAGGGGACCAGAUUACGAUUUCAGUUCAUAGAUCUGGACUUAGGUUUCAGCUGUCUGAUAUACCCCCUCCACCCAUUAUAAUGGUUGCACCAGGAACUGGAGUCGCUCCAAUGAAAUCUUUGAUUGAAGAUAUAUCGCUGAAGCACAGUGGACAAGAGUUACACUUAUUCUACGGCUGUCGUUACAAAGAUAAAGAUUUUUUAUUCUCUGAUAGGUGGCAGCAAUUAUCAAAAUCGGAGAGUUUUCAUAUAUAUCCUUGUUUUUCCAGAGACUUAUCCAGCGGCCCAAAAUAUGUGCAGCAUGAACUCUUUAAUAAAAAGAUGCUCAUCGGAGAUUUGAUUUUGAACAAAAAUGCAAUAGUCUUUGUCUGCGGUUCUAGUGGGAGUAUGCCUAGAGAAGUGCGAAUAACAUUAGUCGAGAUAUUGUCCAGUUUUAGGAAUAUGUCCACCCAAGAUGCUGAUGGCUAUCUUUUGUCAAUGGAAGGGAGCGGUAGAUAUAAGCAAGAAACAUGGUAA